Messenger RNA from Neospora caninum, 1566 nucleotides. RefSeq names its product putative WD-40 repeat protein. Lineage: Eukaryota; Apicomplexa; Conoidasida; Eucoccidiorida; Sarcocystidae. The transcript is spliced from 13 exons. Gene Ontology annotation, biological process: mRNA splicing, via spliceosome. The coding region runs from base 1 to 1566 and encodes 521 amino acids. The record is from RefSeq and is a predicted model, not a curated record. Gene Ontology annotation, molecular function: protein binding. Gene Ontology annotation, cellular component: precatalytic spliceosome.
AUGGCGACAAAUCUUGAGAUCGAUUCAGCCGACGUCAUUCGCCUCAUUCUGCAGUUCCUGCAGGAGAGCAACCUCACACGCACUCUCCAGGUUCUUCAAGAGGAAACUGGCGUGUACCUGAACGCAGUCGAGAGCGUUGAGGAAUUUGCGGGCGACGUGCAACAGGGGAAGUGGGAUUCCGUGCUCCAGACUGUCUCCCAUUGCAAGUUGCAAGACGACACACUUCAUCUUCUGUAUGAACAGGUUCUGUGUGAGAUGUUGGAACUGCGCGAAGUCGAGUUAGGGCGUUGUCUCCUCCGCGAAACGAGCGUCUUCAACCAGUACCGCCUGCAGCAUCCAGAAAAGUUCAAGCGCCUCGAGCUCCUCUGCAAUAAACCAUUCUUCGAUCCGAAAGACGUGUACGAACACUCCAGCAAAGAAAAGCGACGUGCCACCAUCGCGCAAGCAAUCGCGAACGAGUUGCAAAGCGUCCCAGCUUCUCGCCUCUUGACGCUUCUCGGAAUGUCCUUGAAAUACCAAAAACAGAAAGGCAUGCUUCCUGCGGGGGACAAAUUCGAUCUCUUCCUCAACGCAGCCUCGACAGGCAAGGAAGGCCGAGAGGAAUUCCCGGUGGCAAUCGCGAAAACGAUCAAGUUUGGCAGCAAGUCGCAUCCGGAAUGCGCCGCCUUCUCGCCCGACGGUCACCACCUCGUGUCUGGCUCCAUUGACGGUUUCGUGGAAGUCUGGGAGUGGACAACGGGACAACUGAACAAGGAACUGUCUUACCAGAAAGAGGACGCGUUGAUGAUGCACACAAGCGCCGUUGUCGCCGUCGAGUUCAGCAGAGACAGCGAAGUGCUUGCCACGGGCAGUCAAGACGGCCAGCUGAAAGUGUGGAUUGUCGCAACGGGACAGUGCGCCAGGAAAUUCGAUCGAGCUCACGACGGAGCUAUUACGUCGAUUUCCUUCAGCAAAGACAACACGCACCUCCUCACGUCAUCGUUCGAUACAACUGCGAGAAUCCAUGGUCUCAAGUCAGGCAAGACUCUGAAGGAAUUCCGUGGGCAUUUGACCUUCGUCAACUGCGCCCUGUAUCUUCCCGACAACACGCGGGUUGUUACAGGCAGUGCCGACGGAAAGGUGAAGAUCUGGGAUGCAAAGACGCAAGACUGCCUUCACACCUUUGCGCCGCCGCUUCCUCCGCACAUGAACGGAGCGCAGCACUUGCCUGCGAUCAACAACAUCAUCCUUGCUCCCAAGCGUGGAUCCGAGAAGGAUUUGAUUUACGUUUGCUCCAAGACAUCAACCAUCAUGUUGAUGACGCUGGAAGGCCACGCAAUCAAAACGUGGUCCAGUGGAAAGAAACAAGGCGGAGACUUUGUCUACGCGUGCUUGUCGCCUCGAGGCGAGUGGCUGUACUGCGCCGGAGAAGACAACACUCUCUACUGCUUCGCGAACGCGACAGGAAAACUCGAGCACGUCAUGAAGAUCCACGAAAAGGACGCGAUCGGCAUUGUGCACCAUCCCCAUCACAACGUGAUGGCUUCCUGGGGAUGCGACGGCUGCCUCAAUCUCCUACGGCCUUGA